This is a messenger RNA of Harpegnathos saltator (Jerdon's jumping ant), 1574 nucleotides long. Its product is annotated as homeobox protein HMX2. Gene Ontology annotation, molecular function: DNA-binding transcription factor activity, RNA polymerase II-specific; DNA binding. The record is from RefSeq and is a predicted model, not a curated record. Bases 1 to 984 code for a protein of 327 amino acids. The transcript has 4 exons. Lineage: Eukaryota; Metazoa; Arthropoda; Insecta; Hymenoptera; Formicidae. Gene Ontology annotation, biological process: regulation of DNA-templated transcription.
AUGAUUUUUCGCAACAUGGAACUCUGCCAGAACCGCGAGAAAAUGAGCGACGCCGUUUACGAUCUUCGCCGAACGAGAUCGCUGUCGAGCGAGAACGAAGUCUUCUUGAUGAACCACGACGAGCGAGACUGUAAAUCGCCGGUCGCUAAUCGGGAGUCCGUCGAAUACGCGUCCGACUCCAGCUGCGAAGGUUACAGAGAGUUUCAGAAACAAACACAGGGUGGAAGAAGAAAUUCGUCCCCGAUAGCCGCGUCCAGCGCUUUCACUAUCGACAGCAUCCUCGGAAGAAGCGAGAAGAGAGAUCAAACUUCGAGGAUGAUGACGGAGACUAGUCCCGGCGACAGAGAAGAGGAUCAGGACGAAACAGACGAUAGGACCGAAGGACAUUUUGUCAGACCUACCGCGAUACCGGCCACUCGUCCUGAUAUAGAAGGAAGUUUGUACAGCCAUACGGGACUGCCGUAUCCUGAAAGCACGUUACCCGACCCUACGGCGUAUUCUGCAACAUCACUCGCAUCGGCCUCUUUAUUGUACAGUAGCUGGUUUGCUCAAACAAAGCCUGGCCAACUGUUUGGCUUGCAAGCACCUAAACCGAGCGGCAGGAGGUCGAGGAAGCCGGGUAUCGAUCGGAAACCGCGUCAAGCUUACAGCGCGAAACAACUGGAGAGACUCGAGGCGGAGUUCAAGAUCGACAAGUAUCUCAGCGUGAGCAAGCGGAUGGAACUGUCCAAGUGUCUGAACCUGACCGAGGUGCAGAUCAAGACGUGGUUCCAAAAUCGCCGCACAAAGUGGAAGAAGCAGCUGACGUCGCGGCUAAAGAUCGCGCAGAGGCAAGGACUCUUUCCACCGACGUACUUCCCGACCACCCAGUACCCUCUCCUGCCGUACUACGCGGCGCCUUUGAUGUUCGGCAGCCCGUUAUCGGACGACGCGGGCUCUAACUUGCCGGCGCGACCCACUGUAUCGUCCUCGGAUACGGUCUGACACCGCACAGACUAGAACUACUUGGUCGAUCGUCGGCCGGCCGACCGCGAAGUGCAACAAGACCUUUUGUUGGCCAUCGCGAUGUCUUCGCAAUAUUUUUCCUGUUCUUUCUUUUCUCUUUUCUCUCGAUAUCAUUACAAGGAUGUAACGAGCUGAUGUAGAUUGCAACGCCAUUGUUGAUGAUUGAAGUACGAUUAUACAUGAUCGCGAUCUAAAGAUUCGCGUCGUUGCGAAGUGAUUUCUCUCUCACUCUCUCUCACUCUCUCUCUUUCUCUCUCUCUCUCUCUCUCUCUCUCUCUCUCUCUUUCCUUCUUUCAUUUUCUUUCCAGAUAUGUUUACUGUACAUAAGAUGCGACGAUCGUAAAUUUACUUUAUGCCUGCUGUGGAAUUUUACGCGAGAUUGAUCCCCGCUCUAGAUUUAUCCCCGUGACGUUAGUUUCAAUGAAAUAAAACUAGCGAGUAUAUUUGAGCAACAGAGGCAUACGUGUGCGACGCAAGGGAGGCGAUCUCGCGAGAUUGCGACGAUUUUCCUUGGGCUAGAUCGUUUUCGCUGUAUAUAAAAUGCGAUAAUUGUAGAUUUAUGUAACAAC